GUUUCAGCCGCAGCCUCCGCGGUGGCUUCCCGCGCGCCCUGGUCCUCUCGCCCCCGCGCACCAUGCUGUCCCCCUGCCAGCGGAGCCCGCGGCGCAGCCCGAGCCUCCUGCCUAGCCGCUGCUAACCCACGAGAGCGUGUUCUCGACCGCGGGGUCAGCUGGACGCACAGGGUCGGGGGAGGCGGAACCGUGGUCCCCGGAGCCCCGGCUCCGCCCUCCGACUCUCCAACUGCCACCGGGCGCUGGGCGGCUAUGGGGGCGCUGCUGGCGUUCUGUUUCCUCGUAGGCUUGCUGCGCUGGGGCCCGGCGGGCGCGCAGCAACCUGGGGAGUACUGCCACGGCUGGGUGGACGCGCAGGGCAACUAUCACGAGGGUUUCCAGUGCCCCGAGGACUUCGACACGCAGGACGCCACCAUCUGCUGCGGCUCGUGCGCACUGCGCUACUGCUGCGCAGCAGCCGACGCCAGGUUGGAGCAGGGCGGCUGCACCAACGACCGCGGAGAGCUGGAGCAUCCCGGCAUUACCGCGCAGCCUGUCUACGUCCCCUUCCUGAUCGUCGGCUCCAUCUUCAUUGCCUUCAUCAUCUUGGGCUCUUUAGUGGCUAUCUAUUGUUGUACCUGUUUGAGACCCAAGGAGCCCUCCCAGCAACCAAUCCGCUUCUCACUCCGCAGCUAUCAGACAGAGACCUUGCCCAUGAUCCUCACCUCCACCAGCCUCAGAACACCAUCCAGGCAGUCCAGCACAGCCACCAGCUCCAGCUCCACAGGAGGCUCUGUCCGAAGAUUCUCCUUUGCCAGGGCCGAGCCAGGCUGCCUGGUACCCUCAUCACCCCCACCUUACACCACUGGCCAUGCCAUACACCUAACACAACCAUCUGGUUUCCUGGUGUCACCCCAAUACUUUGCCUACCCUCUCCAGCAGGAGCCCCCACUGCCUGGGAAGAGCUGCCCAGAUUUCAGUCCCAGUUGAUGGGCUCAGACUGUGAAUAUGCUGGAUGGUGAGAUGGUAACCAGGUGGAAUAUUGCUAUCCUGGCCAAGCCACACUCACUUUUGGAGGAAAUCUGCAGUAACCCAUCACGAUCAUGGAAGAAUGAUCCAGAAUGAUACAGCACUUUCUGGUCUUGAGGUUCCU
This is a messenger RNA of Phodopus roborovskii (desert hamster), 1132 nucleotides long. RefSeq names its product shisa family member 3 (gene Shisa3). The record is from RefSeq and is a predicted model, not a curated record. The coding region runs from base 253 to 969 and encodes 238 amino acids. NCBI's taxonomy places the organism in Eukaryota, Metazoa, Chordata, Mammalia, Rodentia, Cricetidae. The transcript is spliced from 2 exons.